Kogia breviceps (pygmy sperm whale) is the source of this 2215-nucleotide messenger RNA. NCBI's taxonomy places the organism in Eukaryota, Metazoa, Chordata, Mammalia, Artiodactyla, Physeteridae. The record is from RefSeq and is a predicted model, not a curated record.
GCUGUAUCUGAUGAAGCAAGAGCUGCAGCGAGAGAUGAUGUCUUCUUCCUCUGAGCGGGAAUUUCGAGAGCGGUCCCUGAAGAUGACGAAUGAGCUGGAGCCUGGAGAUGAGGAGCUGAGCCGCCUGAAGGAGGAGAAGGAGAGGCUCCGCUCCCUGACCUUCAGCCUGGUGGGUCCUGGUGCCUCCGAGGUUCAGCUUCCUUCCCUGGUGGCCAGCGGGGAGUCUCUGCUAGUGGCUUUGCUGAAGGAGCAGCCUGAAGCUGCCGAAAUGAGAAUGAAGCAGCACUGGGAAGAGAAGGAGCAGACCCUACUCCAGUUCCAGCAAACCAAGGUGGACUGCGAAAUCUACACGGAGAAGAUGAACGUCCUGCAGAGCCAAGUGGUCGAGCUGCAGAAGAUGUGGGACCAGGCCUACUCAGCAAGGGAUGGAUCCCAGAUGGAGAUUUCUCAGAACCUGGCAGAGAAGGACGCACUCCGCAGGAAGGUGUUUGAGCUGACAGACCAGGUCUGCGAACUGCGCCAGCAGGUCCACAAGGGCCCGCUGAGUCGCUGCCAGGGUGAGCUCUCCCUACCCGAGGGUGGGGCCAGGGGGGGAUGCAGGGUGUGCUCGGGGUGGGACCCAGCCGACCGCACGGGCCCUGCUGGCACCACCGGAUUCAGCUCCAUCCGCCACACUGGCUCCCAUGAGCAGACCGUGUGGUCAGAGGUUGAACUCCAGCUCCACGGCACCCUGGUGGGUGGGCGAGACUCUUCAGAGGUGCCCUGGGACCUGGCCUGUCUGGGUCUUUGGCAGCCCAAGCAGGAGGCGGGAGCCAGGGAGCCCUGUCCAAAGAGGAAGCAGUGGCUGGUGUGCAUGUUUGCCCUCUACCCGUGGGACGACAGCGACGGCAGUUCCUCUGAGCUCUGGUCUGACCUGAGCGCCACAUCCAGCCAAGAGCUGGUGGAUAGCUUCCACUCCAGCAGCCCUGUGCCUCCCAGCCAGCAGUCCCUGUAUGAGCGGGCCACAGAGGACUUCUGGGAAGACCCCUUGUCUUUCAGUGGCUGCCCCAAAACCCUGGAGGUGGACCAAGGAGGCUCCCUGGACCUCCCUGAGUUCAAGAACAGCCUGCAGCUGUCUAAUGGGGGCCUCCACCUCUCCGCCAGUGGCCCAACCUCUUGCUCUAGGAUGCAUGACCUCUGUCCCCUCCCUUUCUGCAGCAGUGUCCCAGUGAGGCGGAGGCCAGCCUGCAGGAUCCUGAGCCAGGUCACAGUGCUGGCCUUCCAGGGGGACGCGCUGCUGGAGCAGAUAAGCGUUAUUGGCGGGAACCUCACGGGCAUCUACAUUCAUCUCACCCCAGGCUCCGUGGCAGACGAGAUGGCCUUGUGCCCCAGCACCCAGAUUGUGAUGGUGGAUUACGAGGCAACAGAGCCCUUGUCCAAGGCUGUCCCGGAGGGCAUGACCCUGGAUCAGGCCGUCAGACUUCUCCAGAGGGCGAACGGCUUCUGCUGUCUGUCUGUGAAGGCCAACAUGGAGGGUUAUAAGAAGCUGGUCCAGGACCUAAAGGCCAUAGUGGCCACAUCAGGGGACUCCUUCUACAUCCGGGUCAAACUUGCCCUGGAGAGGCAGGCAGAGGGAGAGCUGCAGGUGCACUGCAACGACAUCCUGCACAUCACAGACACCCUGUUCCAGGGCGGCAGCCGCUGGCACGCCCACCGUGUUGGCCCCUACAGCACCAAGGGCACCGAACAGGGCACCAUCCCCAGCUAUGCACAGGCUCAGCAGCUGCUCAUCGCCCUCAUCCAGGACAUGGCUCAUCAGAGCGCCAUGGCCCGCAAGCAGCCUUCUGGGGGAGCCCAGAAGCUGGUCCACAUCGUCAGUAUAGACAGAACCAAGGCCAGCCCUCUGUGGUCAUCCUUUGACGGGGGCUAGUCGGACCCAAGCCAGGUAGAUGGGGUCACUGUCCGUGUCCUGCACAAGAUGGAGAUCUUCCCCAUCAUUAUCCACAUCUCCAUCAAUGAGAAGGUGGCAAAGAAAUUCAAGAAGGCCCUGCAGCGGCUUGGCACCGCAGAGGACCAGCUCCUGGAGGCUGCCAGGCAAGAGGAGGGUGGGCUGGAUGAAGUGCCCUGUCUGGACAGCAGCCUGGCCCCCGACAGCUGGAGCGACCUGCAUGCCCUGCUCGGCUGUGUCUGCCUGGCCAUUGCAGAUCAGCAGAAGAAGGUUGUGUGGACAGAGUAG